CAUCGACGUAAAAGAAAAGUGGUUAGGAAAGGAUUUUUUUUGUUUACUACUCUAACGCAGCCUACACAUUCACUUCCUGUUUACGUUCCCACAAAUGACGUCACGCAGAUAACGUUUAACAAAUAGUUUCAAAACCGAAACAACGGAUAACUUGAGAAACAACCCUUCUCUGCUCUUGUAUCGGCUGGGUUCAGACUGUCUCUAUCUUAGCUACGUACCGGAGCACCGGAGAGAGAGGACCACCUCCGGUUUCAGCCGUACUGCUCUUGUUUGAGGAUCGAAGAAAGCUAGCCGAGGCUGCUAAGUAAAGCUAACGUAAAGUAGGUAGCUGGUAGCUAGCUAACGAGUUAGCGACUGAAACUCAUCAGCACUUCAUCGUUUUAACUGAGGGCUCCACGUCUGUCAGUAUGGAGAAUAAAUAUAACCUAAAGAGUCCAGCGGUGAAGAGGCUCAUGAAAGAAGCUGCUGAACUGAGGGACCCCACAGAACACUACCACGCCCAACCACUGGAAGAUAACCUCUUUGAAUGGCACUUCUCCGUACGCGGGCCCCCAGAUUCGGAUUUUGAUGGCGGGGUUUACCACGGCAGGAUCGUACUCCCCCCGGAGUACCCCAUGAAGCCUCCUAGCAUCAUCCUCCUCACACCCAAUGGGAGAUUCGAAGUUGGGAAGAAGAUUUGUCUGAGCAUCUCUGGCCACCAUCCGGAGACGUGGCAGCCCUCUUGGAGCAUCCGAACUGCCCUAAUAGCUAUCAUCGGAUUCAUGCCAACAAAAGGAGAAGGAGCGAUAGGAUCUCUUGAUUAUACCCCAGAGGAGAGGAGGGCCCUUGCCAAAAAGUCCCAGGACUUCUGCUGCGAGGCGUGUGGCUGCUCCAUGCGCUCCGCCCUCCUGGCCCUGACCCCCAACAGUCACCCCAGCGCCGAGGACCACAAGGCCAAAGAACUGGCUCAGCAAAUCAACUUCAAGGCGGAGUCCAGUUUAUCCAGACAGGCGAGCGAGAGCGGAGGAGCAGAGAGCAAACCUUCCACACUCACCCAGGGAGACACCUCCACGUCUGCCAGCCAGGAAGAUGCUGACUGGCCCCAGGCCGAACAGCCAGAGGCGUCUCCCGCCGCUGAGGGAUCCCCGCCCCACACAACCCCCGGCACCGGUCGCCCUCUCAGUCCCCGGCAGCGUCGCACCCAGCAGCACAGCCACCAGGCUCAGAGAGACAGCAGAGAAGCGGCCAACAGGCCGGCCUUCGCCGCGCCCCCCCGUCAGCCUCAGGAUGAAAGCCACGCGGGCUCCGCCGUCCUCAUCGUGGUGCUCACUCUGGCUCUGGCUGCGCUCAUCUUCCGCAGGAUCUACCUGGCUCAAGAGUACAAGUUUGACUACGAGCUGUGACCACACACCAGGCCUCCCCUCC
Molecule: messenger RNA, 1404 nt
Organism: Seriola dumerili (greater amberjack)
Lineage: Eukaryota; Metazoa; Chordata; Actinopteri; Carangiformes; Carangidae
Gene: ube2j1
Product: ubiquitin conjugating enzyme E2 J1
Exons: 8
Coding region: 408-1382 (324 amino acids)
Source: RefSeq, a predicted model, not a curated record